AUCGGCGAAGAGAGGACCCCGGGUCUCAGCGAAAGGGGCCAAUAAAACCCUGGGGAGUUUCAUGUCGGGCCUCAGUUCUGUGACAGGCUUGUUAUGGCGCUGUAUUCGGAUGUGGAUACCUAACUGUGAUACUUCCUGGUGAUAUCUGUGCCUGUGUAUUCCCUCACAGAAGGACGUUGAACUUCUAGAAAAAUAGAUUCCCCAGAACGAAAGGAGAAAAGAAAGGUACUCCUUGUCACUUGAUUUCAGCGCCAAAUCCUUGCCUGACUGAAACGGCCAAACGCAUCAACCAUGAAGCUUUAACUUCGUAAUAAUAUGCUUAUCCUGUGUGAUAUGGGGUAUAUUAUUUCUCUGUGAUAACUUUCCGCGUGAAGACGACGUAUUUCUUGUGAGUUGUGUCCGUGGAUUCUAUUGGGAUGUCUCCGGCCAUGGCGACAGCUGGCGUGAAGCGAGCGAGACUGGACGGCCUCAGGCACGACUUGACCACUGGACUGGCUGACCGAGGGCUCCGUAUGGACUCUGACGGUAAGAGCAAUAAAACAUCUUCUGAUGACGAGGAUGAUGACGUGGCUGACGACGAGGGGAUAAUGCUGGAGCACGGCGACAACAAAGGUCAACAGCAACAGCAACAACAGCAGCAACCGCAACAGCAAAAUAUAAAGAAAACGGUGGCGCAGAUAAUGCGGGACAAGAAGAAACAGACACAGUUGACUUUGCAAUGGUUGGAAGAAAACUAUUGUAUCUGUGACGGUGUCUGUCUGCCGAGGUGUAUCCUCUACUCCCAUUACUUGGACUUUUGUCGACGUGAGCAUCUGGAGCCAGCCUGCGCCGCCACUUUCGGCAAGACAAUACGCCAGAAGUUUCCCCAUCUGACCACUCGCAGACUGGGCACCCGAGGACAUUCCAAAUAUCACUACUACGGCAUCGGUAUCAGGGAGACGAGCCAGUACUACCACUCUGUCUACUCCGGCAAAGGACUCACGAGGUACAGUUUACACUACACGGGUGCUCAAAACCAAACCUGCAGACCCAAAUUUGCAAGGUCAACUAAACCCCCUGAAGCACCGCCAAAGAAGUCAAGAUUUGUAUCAAAUGCCAAAACUCCAUUGGGUGGCUUCACCCGGAAGUAUUCACUCAACUCCAAGACAGGCACGUUACUUCCGGACUUCCCUAAUGCCAGGUUCCUCAUUCUUCCUCUGUCAGUGCCCAGGGACAAGGUGGAGACGCUGAUCAUGAUGUACAAGACACACUGCCAGUGCGUGUUAGACACGGCCAUCAACGGAAACUUUGAAGAAGUGUUGAUAGAUGUCCUCAUUCCGUCGACAAUGCAAGAGAUGCCGGAAACAGAGUUCAAAGACCUCCUUCGUAAGCAGGCCACUGUGGAAGCCUUCACCGAGUGGUUGGACAUGGUCGUCGAGCAGAAAGUCAUCAAACCCAGCAAACAGAACGGCAAGUCCUUCAAGAAGAGGGCCCAGGACUACCUACUCAAGUGGUCAUUCUUCGGCGCCAGAGUCAUGCACAACCUCACUCUCAACAACGCACAGAGCUUUGAUGACACAGGAGCUAAACCAAACCUCCAGCAGCCUGCAGGGACGUGCUUUGUAGCCAGCCAGAGCAGAGUGCCAGCCCAGAACGAGACGCUCAAGAGAGAAGUCUAUGGCGACUCAACAUCCGCCUCUCCGUACGCGCAUGCGCAGGGGCACAGCCGUGACGUGUUCGCCCUCUCCCCACAUCUGUCCUCGUUGACGUCAAUCACUCAGGCCAUGGGUACAGCUGGUAACCCAAUGUUGACCCCUCCCGUGUCACCCAUAGUGCCCAAUCCCAUCAACCCCCGCGCGAGUGUCAUCAGCCAGGGACCAAUUGCUGCUUUCUCCUCCACGUCACAGUCUCUGCCACUGGGAAGUUCAUUUCCUUAUUUGGGCCAACAAGGUAGCGAUUACAACCUCCCACACUCCAGUCCGGGUACUGGAUACGUCGGCAACUUCAGCUCAAACCUCUACAGCAGCGCCUUCCGCAGCCACAACCACAGUAACAGCAACAUCAACACCACCAUCUCCAACAACAGCAACAACAACGGCAACAGCAAUAUCAACAACGCCAACAACACCACCGCUAACAUUGCGAGCAGCAGUAAUCACGAUCCUUCUCAUUCAGCUGUUGUCAACUCCUCUUCGCCUAUUCGCAGCAGUGUUAAUAAUAACAGUAAUAUCAACAACAAUAACAGCAACAACAACAAUAAUAAUACCAGCAGCAAUAGCAUCAACAGCAACAGCAAUUCGUCUGCUGUAGGAAACCAUGCGAUGAACAACAGCACCAACGUCUACGCCCCCUACCCCUACCACCCCGGCAACUUCCUGUCUCACCAUCAUCACCACCACCACCAUCACCCCGGAACGUUCACCGGAAGUUUGUAUCAUCAGACACCUUACGGCGCAAAAGCAGACGCCGAAAGCACUACGUCAUUUCCGCAUUACAGUGACAACCCACAAUUCCCGAGUGACGUCACUGCCUACUUUGGGCCAUUCUGCCCUGCGCCUUCUAUGCAGCACGGAUACGGACUCGGUGCCGCUAACAGCUCCAUGGGCGGAUUGGGAGGUUCUGUACCCGGUUCUUCUAUUGGAUCCGGUUCUACGGGAUCCGGCAGUGCCUUCAAUGUGGUGCACAACCAGCACUCGGCAGCUGCUUCUUUUGUGCAAUCUCACUCCAUUUACCAGGGCACAGACUACUUCUCCCCACCGACCUUCCCCCCGGCCCCCAAACCUCUGGUGGAGCACGUGCCAGUGAUCCAGCAGCGGCUCCCAGUGGGCGCGUCGCACUACCACAACGAGGCCAGUGACCCCCUGAACCUGCUGGACAAAUCGUACCGCGCCAAAGACACGCUCAGCAUGUACGGCGCCGCCGUCACCAGCAAAGACGUCCCGGGACUGUACGGGGCUGUGGCCAGUAAAGACGUCGGAGGUCUGUACGGCGCCAUGACCAACGGGGGGUCAGGAUCGUGUCAUAGCCCGCGGGCCAUGGGUCAUCACGGCAUGGUGUCACACAUGCACCACCCCCAUGGACCAGCCAUGUCCCAGCUGACAGGCGAGGACUACCUGACCUCCAUGGGACUGGGCAUGUCCACCGUGCUGUCUGCUGACCCGGACAUGAUGGCUUCCUUCACGGACACCGGACCACUGCCGUCUAUCAACUCCGUAUUCCUGUCCUGAAAUCCAACACAAGGAUGAAAGUGAAUAGUUUUUUAAAUCCACCUUGUGCAAUCUGGAGCUGACAUAUUAAGUCAUUCCCGGGGUCAGCCGCAAACACUGGACGCUCUCUGGCCUGAGAGACCAAUGUGAUACGUUCGUGUCAACUGGCCGGCUAAUAGUGUUACUGUAAAGUUUUGCUACACACUUCAGAAAGUAAUACUAUAAGCCAAUCUAAAACGCGCGGGGGUAGUUGGAAGGCAGAUACUACAACGGACAGACGACAUAAAGUCAUGAACAGCCGUCAGCCCAAUCGUAGGAACAGUGCACCAGAGCGGCUGAAUACUGUAAUGAAUGGCAGAUCAUUGUACGACAACCUCAGAGGUCUCCGAAGCAGACAUGUCAUUUUCAGCCAAGGUUGUUUGCAGCUUCCCUUGAGGGACGAAUGCUUUGACACCUCAAAGGCGUCACUGUAGCGUGGAUCUAUCGCGAGGUCUUCUCGCUGCCCACAAUAGCGCUCUCCCUUGAAAAGAAGAUAAUAGUUCAUCUGUCAGUAUUUGACGAUGGCUAUGCAUCUGAACAGGAGAGAAAAUAAGGAUUAAGAUGACAUAAUGUGGCAUCUACUAUGGCCAAUGAGACCAGCUCUGACAAAGAAGAGUUUGCUACAUUUUGAGCAUUUAAAAGCUUCACUUCCACCUGACUUGUGGUAGUGUGCAGCUUGCAGGCUUCUCUCUUGGCUUCAUAAAAUUUGGUUGCAUUUUUUAAGAGUACAGGCAAAUAGCAAUGUGGCAACAGCAACAUCAGACCGGGGGGAGGGGACGGGGACAGAAGGAAAGGUCAAAGUCUAUGUCUUCCCUCCAUCCUCAUCCCUCCCCACCAUCCUCAUCCUUAGUCUAGUUUUUGACAUCGGAAUCGACCUGAAAUCCAAGGACAGAACAAAGGCAGCUCAGCAGAAGAGAAAGUAGGAGUACCUUAAAGUGUUCUUAAGACAGGAAUCGAGUUCUAUAACGGACUGCAUAUUUAUUCAGCUACUGGCGUCCACAGCAUUGGGUACGGAACUGGUCGGGAAUCUAGAUCAGCCAAUGCACACGUAUCAAAGCUGGUUUUUGGCUCUACGCCUAUUAUGUCCAAUUAAGAACAUAUUUUUGAGUGGAUUAAAGGCAUGAAAAUAGCAAACUUUCCGUUUCCAAGUACUCAAAAGCUAUGGAAAUCACCAAACUUUCGCUGCCAUUUUCUUGACAAUUUUAACUUUGAAACCACACAGCCCCACAUUUUUCAAUUACAAAUAUCUUGACUUCUAUUAAAGAUAGCUUUGUAUUUUUUCAUCCAACGAUAGA
This is a messenger RNA of Aplysia californica (California sea hare), 4519 nucleotides long. RefSeq names its product DNA-binding protein RFX6. Gene Ontology annotation, molecular function: DNA-binding transcription factor activity, RNA polymerase II-specific; RNA polymerase II cis-regulatory region sequence-specific DNA binding. NCBI's taxonomy places the organism in Eukaryota, Metazoa, Mollusca, Gastropoda, Aplysiida, Aplysiidae. Gene Ontology annotation, biological process: regulation of transcription by RNA polymerase II. The record is from RefSeq and is a predicted model, not a curated record.